This is a messenger RNA of Chenopodium quinoa (quinoa), 2227 nucleotides long. Its product is annotated as peptidyl-tRNA hydrolase, mitochondrial-like. The record is from RefSeq and is a predicted model, not a curated record. The coding region runs from base 638 to 1072 and encodes 144 amino acids. The transcript has 6 exons. Gene Ontology annotation, molecular function: peptidyl-tRNA hydrolase activity. Lineage: Eukaryota; Viridiplantae; Streptophyta; Magnoliopsida; Caryophyllales; Amaranthaceae.
CUAGCAGCCAUCACUAGUAGAAAAAAUCAAAUAGGCACCCCCCCUUUAGCAUCGGUUCUUGAAAACCGGUGCCAAAAGAAAUAGGUGGGAUUAGUAAAUAGGGAGUUGGCUUUGGUUCCAAGCAAAACCGGUGCCAACUCAUUUAAUUAGCACCGGUUCAAACCGAUGCCAACCUAAGAAAAAAAAAAAAAAAAAACAAAAAAAACAAAGAAAGCAAUAGAGUUGGCACCGGUUCGCCUUAAACCGCUGCCAACUAUAGUAUUUAGCAUCGGUUUGAACCGGUGCCAUUUGAAAAAAAGAAUCCCGGUGUAAGGCGCGUCUUCUUCUUCAUUUCCUUGCUCUUUCCUCUUCAAUUCGUUUUCAUCUGAUCUGCCUCUCUCUCUCCGCCUUUCUCCAUUGAAGGGGCUUCUCAGCUUUCCUAACACUCUGUCUCUCUCCUUCGAUCUCCUUCUACAUUAAAGGCUUCCAUUCCUAUUUCCUAAGUCUCUGAGUUAUUUCAUUGAAGCGCACUCAAUGUUCUCCAUUGAAGCGUUCUCCGUUGAAUCUAAUUCUUGUAUCCCCAAUUGAAACAGCUUCUAAGGGCGGCCGCCCCUCCUGCCUUGCCUCAAGGACGGGCCUGGUCGAGGAAGGCUGGCUGAUGUUGAGGUGUUUGAGUAGAGAAAGCAGUGCUGUUAGAUGGAGUUUGAGUAAAUAUGUUAAUCCUCCAUUGCCAUGGCUUUUUAUGGGAUUAGGCAAUCCCGGUGAUAAAUUCAAAGGCACUCGUCAUAAUGUUAGCUUCGAAAUGAUUGAUGCACUUGCUGAUUCUCUUGGCAUUUCACUCAAUAAUGUUCAUUGUAAAGCUUUAUUUGCCCAAGGGUUCAUUGGAAAUGUCCCAAUUUUCCUAGCAAAACCUCAGACUUACAUGAACUUAUGUGGAACAUCUACAGGUCCUCUAGCAGCAUAUUACAAGCUACCUCUAAAUCGAGUGAUGGUGAUGGCAUUUAGAGGUAGAGGACGUGGGAGAGGAUUUGGUGGAAGUGACUUCAAGUUUGUGAAGCCAGAAUCUUUUGUACUUUUUCCGGUGAGUAUAUAAUUUGACCCAUUUUUAUCAUUUUCCAUUGUUUUGAUUCUUUUGAUCUUGGAUGCCAAAAUAUGCUCCUAACUACUGUAAUGCAACUUUGCCAGCUUUUUUCUUUGUCGAAAGAACCUGAUUAUUUAGUUUAUGUUAGUGGAACCCAAUUCAUUUCAGGACUAUGGCUUUGUUGUUGUUGUAGGAGAAACCAAACUAUUCUAUGAAUUUGAUCACUUGAAACCUUCAUAAUUGCCCUGUUCCCAUCUAGUUUCACUAGAGGUAAGACUCACAUACGUGGCUGUUGCCUAGAUCAUUACUUGAUGUCAUAGGAGAAACCAAACUAUUCUAUGAAUUUUUAGGUUCUUGUUGCUUGGAGGACAGAAAACCCUAUAUUCAUGAUGUAUAUGUUUGAAUCAAAUAGAUAAGCACUGCAGUUAUAUCUUAUUAAUAUAAGAUCAUGAGAAGCAGCUCUAGGACCUAUUUAUACUUAAAAUGUCUCUUGACCUAUCUAACGAUGCCUUGUGGAGGGGAUGCAUGAGCUUUCAUACUUUUCCAUGUUUAUGUUUCUUUCUUCAUGCUCUUUUCUUCUUUCAAAUUAAUAACAAUUUGGAGUUUGGGGUGUUGGUUUGCUUUUAAGCUAAUAGCACUGGGACUACUAGCCCCUUAAAACCAUGUCACUCAGAAAAUAUCGUGGAGUUACUAACAAAAUUAUCUUGUCAACUAUAUAUUCUUCAUUAUUUUUGACACUUGACCCUCAUCUCUCUCUCCCAUUUGACCUUACCUUUCAUAUGCAACUAUGAUUUACUAUGCAAUUUUGCAAUUAAAAGUUGCUGACAAUUGAUUAUAAACAUGUUGCUUGUUGUUACGGUUUGCUGAUCUUAAUGUUUUUACUGCUGUUCUCAUACAUUUUUAAGCUAAUGAUUGGAAUUUAUAGCUUUCAGCUUCAUAAUCGCUCUUUUUUUUCUUCUUUGGUUUAAUGUGUUGUUUAUUAAUUUGAUGAUACACAAUGUCUCUUGGGUUUUUUGAGGACAUAUACAUUCCUGCCUUUGCUCUGCUAGACCCGUCACAUAUCGAGCCCCAUGAUGAUGAUCCCAAGCAAGUGAAAUGGGUGUGGACUUACAAUGAUCUUGAAUUAUCCUAUGAUGACGAAAAUCUGGUCAGGACCCUCUUUGAUUU